CCCCGCCCCCAUUUUCCAUCCCAGCUCCGCCUCCUUCCCCGAACCUUCCCUAGUUUCUGGCUGUUCUAGCCCCACUCUUCCCUCCUGGACCGAGAGUGACUGUCCCGCGCGCUCCGAGAGGAGGUUGGGACUCUGCCCGGGAGGAGCCGGUCGCGCGCUUCGCUGCUACCUGGGCUUCAUGACGCCCCCGAGGGCAUCACGGGGGAAUCCCGACGCAGCCGCGAGACCCCAGGUAGAUUUACAUUUUCUCCAACGCUUCAUAAAGAUACAGUCCAUCUUGUUUCCCAGUUUUUCCUCACAGAAUGCUUUGAUGUUCCUGACCCUUCUCUGUGUCACUCUGCUGGAGCAGCUGGUCAUCUACCAGGUGGGGCUAAUACCAAGUCAAUACUAUGGUGUCUUAGGAAACAAGGAUCUGGAUGGAUUCAAGACCCUGACAUGUUUAGCUCUUGUUCUCAUCGUGAUCAACUCCACACUGAAGAGCUUUGACCAGUUUAUCUGUAACCUGUUGUAUGUGAACUGGAGGAAGAACCUUACUGAGCAUCUUCAUUGUCUUUACUUCCGGGGCCGAAUCUACUAUACCCUCAACGUGAUUCGUGAUGACAUUGAUAAUCCGGAUCAGCGUAUUAGUCAAGAUGUAGAGAGAUUCUGUCGACAGCUCAGCACCAUGGCCAGCAAGCUGAUCAUCUCCCCUUUCACCAUCUCCUACUACACAUAUCAGUGCUUUCAAAGUACAGGCUGGCUUGGACCAGUGAGUAUCUUUGGUUACUUUGUCCUGGGAACCAUAGUGAACAAAGUCCUCAUGAGCCCUAUUGUUUCAAAGCUGGUUCAACAGGAGAAACUGGAAGGAGAUUUCAGGUUUAAACAUGUGCAGCUUCGGGUAAAUGCUGAGCCAGCAGCUUUCUAUAGAGCUGGGCAUGUGGAACAUGUGAGGACGAAUUACAGGUUGCAGAAACUCCUGCAGACUCAGAAGGAACUCAUGUCCAAGGAACUUUGGCUUUAUAUUGGCAUCAACACAUUCGACUACUUGGGCAGCAUCCUGAGCUAUGUGGUUAUUGCAAUCCCCAUCUUCAGCGGUGUCUAUGGCGACUUGGCCCCAGCAGAACUAAGUGCCCUGGUUAGCAAGAACGCCUUUGUGUCCAUUUAUCUCAUCGGUUGCUUCAGUCAACUUAUUGACCUCUCAACAACCUUCUCUGAUGUGGCUGGCUAUACACACAGAAUUGGGGAAUUGCAAGAAACCCUGUUGGACAUGUCUUUAAAGCCUCGAGACUGUGAUUCAGAAGAUUUGGAUGAAUGGGAUUUUGAUGAGGCCUCAGAAUCAAAGGUCACUGACACAGCCUUUCGCCUGGAUCGGGUCUCCAUUUCAGUCCCAUCUUCUGACAAGCCUCUGAUCAAGGAUCUGAGCCUGACAGUUUCUGAGGGGCAGAGCCUGCUUAUCACAGGGAACACGGGCACUGGCAAAAGCUCCUUGCUCAGGGUCCUGGCCGGCUUGUGGGAGAGUAUGCAUGGUACUGUACAGAUGAUGACAAGUUUUGGACCUCAUGGAGUGUUGUUUCUGCCACAGAGACCUUUCUUCACAGAUGGGACUUUGCGUGAGCAGGUAAUUUAUCCUUUGAAAGAAAUCUACCCAGUAUCAGGUUCUGCUGAUGAUGAAAGAAUCAUGAGGUUCUUGGAAUUAGCUGGCCUGUCAAGUCUGGUGGCAAGGACAGGGGGACUGGACCAACAGGUAGACUGGAACUGGUAUGACGUUUUGUCCCCAGGAGAGAUGCAAAGACUUUCUUUUGCCCGGCUCUUCUAUUUGCAACCUAAAUAUGCAGUGUUGGACGAAGCCACAAGCGCUCUCACCGAAGAGGUGGAGAGUGAGCUGUACCGCAUCUGCCAACAGCUGGGUAUGACGCUCAUCAGCGUGGGACAUCGACAAAGUCUAGAGAAGUUCCAUUCUUCAGUUCUGAAACUUUGUGGAGGAGGAAAAUGGGAACUUAUCAUCAACAAAGAAGAAUGAAACAGCUGAGGAAAUGGGCAGCUUCUGAAAAGAGCCAAGCCCCAUUUGGGCUGUUUAUCCAGAAGUGACCAGGAAAGCUGAUUAAGUAAGCAAGGACUAACCCCUUAAGUAGACUUCCUGUGGAUUGAAAGUAUUUGCUGCUGCUGCCUUAAUUUGGGCAGAAUGUUUAGUUGGUGCUUAGUCCCUACCUCCAGUGCCUUUUUGGGGGACAUCCCCCAACCUCAGCCAGGACCCAGGAUCCUUAAAAUGCUUAGUAAUUUAAGUACCUGAGUUAUUUAAAGUUAAAUAACUUGAGUUAUUUAGUAUUUGAAAGGUAUUUUCAUGUACCUUUCUUAUGAAAAAAGAAUAAGAGCAAAAGGGAAAAAACCAUGAGAAAGAAAAAACAAAAAAUAAAAAAUAAUAAAGUACACGUUUGCUAAAGAAACCAAGUUCUCAAACAUAGGUGUUCUCAAAAAGCAUUGAAUUGGGCCUUUUCUUCUGGUUUGAAUUCUGCCACCAACUAGGCCCUAGUUUGAUUAUAGGCUCGGAUUUUUCAUCUAUAAAAUGAAAGAGCUGGAUUAGAUAGGGGGAAGGAAAGAGAAGGAAGGGAAUAAACAUUUAGAUAGCAUCUGCUAUGUGCCAGGCACCCUGCUAGGUACUUUUUAUAAAUAUUUUUAUAUUUGAUCUUCCCUGUGAGAUAGAAAUGAUCUUUUUUUUUACAGUUAAGAAAACUGAAAAAUGGAGGUGUAGGGACUUGCCCAGCAUUAUAUAGCUGUUAAAAAUCAAAGGCUGGAUCUGAACUCAGAUUCCAGAUCUGAUUUCUAAGCACUACAGUACUGUCUAAACUUCCCAGAUCACUAAGGUCCAGAAAUGGGAACUACAUAAAUUAAGUGGUGACUUAAUUAAAGGUUUAAUUUUCAUCUUAUGACCACUUAAAUUUUUUUUUAAGUUACACAUAUAAUUGUUUUAAAUUAUAAUAUUUUAAGCUUAAAAACUUUUCUAAGCUGGUAACCUUUAGAUUUUUAAUGGCCUUUAAUGAACAAUAGGUGGGAUUUUUUUGUGGGAGUAGAGUUGUGUCCUUUUAUCUGUUGGAAAUAACAAUCCUAAAAUCCCUCUGGGUUAGAAAUCACCCUCAUCUUGUGGGGUCUGUGAGUGGUAGUGGUCUGAGGAAGACGCCUGCCUUCUAAUCAUUCAUUUUUUCUGGUAGUCAACUAAGACCAAAACAAAGAAACUGAGUAGCACUGCAGUAUUUGGUCAUAAAUCAGGUAAUUUUCCAUUUUAACUUAGACAAUGUGUUUUGCACAUGGUUUGAAGGAUUAGAAAUUUCCUCUUUGCUCAACCAGACUUUUAACUUCAGAUUUUAAUUGUUUUUUGCUGGGACAGUAUUUUGUUUUGUUUUGUUUUUUAUCAUGGACUUAUCAAUGUUAUCAAUAAAAUGACAUUGUAUGUAUGAAACUGUAAAUCACCAUUACAUACAUAUGACUAUUUCUUUUUAAAAUAUAUAUUAAAUUUUACAUGAAUGUA
Antechinus flavipes (yellow-footed antechinus) is the source of this 3502-nucleotide messenger RNA. RefSeq names its product ATP binding cassette subfamily D member 4 (gene ABCD4). Gene Ontology annotation, cellular component: peroxisomal membrane. Gene Ontology annotation, biological process: very long-chain fatty acid catabolic process; peroxisome organization; long-chain fatty acid import into peroxisome. Bases 179 to 1999 code for a protein of 606 amino acids. Gene Ontology annotation, molecular function: ABC-type transporter activity; long-chain fatty acid transmembrane transporter activity; ATP binding. The record is from RefSeq and is a predicted model, not a curated record. Lineage: Eukaryota; Metazoa; Chordata; Mammalia; Dasyuromorphia; Dasyuridae. The transcript is spliced from 19 exons.